This is a messenger RNA of Lucilia cuprina (Australian sheep blowfly), 1098 nucleotides long. It is a transcript of the gene Gr39b, whose product is annotated as putative gustatory receptor 39b. Gene Ontology annotation, biological process: sensory perception of taste. The transcript is spliced from 3 exons. NCBI's taxonomy places the organism in Eukaryota, Metazoa, Arthropoda, Insecta, Diptera, Calliphoridae. Gene Ontology annotation, cellular component: membrane. Bases 1 to 1098 code for a protein of 365 amino acids. The record is from RefSeq and is a predicted model, not a curated record.
AUGCACUAUGUAACCUAUAAAGUACUAGUAUAUAGCAAGCAGCCGUUAGACGCCGACGUCAUAUCUUAUUUACUAUACAACACCAACAAUAUGGUAAAUGAGUUACAAACAAAAUUUCUCAAAUAUCUUGCAAUAUUUGGCCUAGUGCCAUAUAUAAAUAGCAGUAAACAUCAUUAUCAUCAUAUUCAUCAUUAUAAUAGACCUCUACGUUGGCAACAAAUUUACACUGUGACGUUAAUUGUUGCCAAUUUGAUGGCAACCUUGUACGGUGUAAUAUUUUUCCCCUUCAAAGAUAAUUUAAUAGUAUCGAAUCUUGUCAGUAUUAUGGUGUUUUGUGUUCAAAUUCUAGUUGUGAUCUCAAUAUUACUGGAGACAAUGUUUACAUAUGGCAAAUAUUAUGAAUUAAUAAACAAUUACAAUAGAGUUCAGAAUUUAAUGAAAUACCUAUUACAUAUACAACUCAAUUCAGCGGAGAUCCGUCAGCGUCAAAGGCGUAAAUAUAUAUUUUUGAUAUCAACCGUACAUGGCAGUUUGGUAGUGUCUAUAACAGUAAUAGCGGUUAAAACUUAUAAUGGUUACUUUUGGUAUGCCCUAAUGGCCAUUAUUAUUUUGAGAACACGUAUUAUACAAAUGAUCUACUUUAUAGAUUAUAUAGUCUACUAUAUGGAGUUGUUUAAUAUGAAAUUGAGGGCCUUGAUUUCUUGUAAGAUCGAUAAAAAUUAUCUUUUAUUGGAUAUUGAUUAUGAUCAUUUGGAGUCAUUUGAAUAUUUGCAAAUUUUGAAAAAUAUUUAUCAAGAAUUGUAUGCUUUGCAUGAUCGUUUCAAUGAUCUUUAUGGCCACUCAUUGGCCAGCAUAUAUACGGUGGUGGUCUUGGAUAUUAUUAUCAAUAUGUAUUGGACCUUUUUAACCGUAUUCGAAUAUUAUGAAUCGUAUUAUAAUUAUAUAACUUGUUCAACGCUGGUACCUUUAUAUGUCAUCUUAUUUGUAAUGUGUUAUACGGCUGAACAGUGUGAGAUACAGGUAGGUAAAGGGACUUAUCUGACUACAGCUAUAGACUAUAUUGUAGGCUAUAAUUUAGUAGUAUAUUCUAAGCUAUAG